CUCGGUGUGAAAGCGCUGGCGUGCGGGUUGGAAGCGAUCUCUCAGACGAAGCGCAUCUCUCGCAGACGAAAGGGACGUCAUUUCUCACUCAACCUUACAGCCCCGCCCCCGCGGCGGCCGCGGACGCCGCCUGCGCCGCGGCCUUCGCGGCCUUCUCGGCGAUGACCUCCUUGGCCGGGUAGUGGAAGAGCGGGUCCAGGGCGAACUGGAGGAACUUGUCCACCCCCAGCACGUAGAUCACCAUGACCGCCGUGAUCACCACGACUAGUCCCAGCGUGUUCAGAACUUCUUGCGGCCCCGGCCAGAUGAUCAGAUCUAAUUCUUUUUUCAUCCCCUCCACCACACCUAAGCCGUCGGAGUACGCGAGGGCCUCCUCCUCUUUUUGCGUUUCUUCGACGGCCGUGUCGACCAUGGACUGCAGGACGUUCUUCUGUUCCGUGGCCUCGAAGACCUCCUUCGGCUUUGUCGCCUUGAGGUCGAGCUCGGCAGCUCUAGCUUUGAUUCGUUCGCGGAUGUCGGCGUAUUGGUCCGCUUCAACGGCGGGCGCCUCCUCGACGGUCUCUGUCGCUGUCUCCAAGAUUUCUACAGCGGCGGCGUCCUCCUCCGGCUGCUCGUCGCCGGGCAGGUCGUCCUUGUCCCGCGUGAGGCCCGGGAUGUUGGAGUCGGGCAGCGGCUUCGACGACGAGGCCAGCUGCGUAUGCCUGUGGCGCGGCGCGGCGAGGCGCGGCCGCGGCGCGAAGGUCGUGGCGCGCUGCGCGAGCAGGACGAAUAAGAAGCUGGUCGCCGGCCUUCGUCGUCGCGUUGGUGGUGCCAUUUGUGCGGCUGCGGCGGCGUGGCGCUGCGUAGUGUCGCUGCAAGGGUGGCUACGUGAUCGCUGUGGACAACUCUGGAGCGCUCCCGCGAAGGUGGCUGUGUGCGCUGCGUCUGAGCAAGUAUGCAGACGACUCAACGAGGUGUCUGUGUGCCUUCCUGGCACACUGCAAUGGCACUUAGUUGUU
Messenger RNA from Pelagomonas calceolata, 998 nucleotides. The record is from the annotation of a GenBank genome assembly. Lineage: Eukaryota; Pelagophyceae; Pelagomonadales; Pelagomonadaceae.